AUGGGCACAAGCUUGCGGCUCACCACGACAUCGACGACGACAAGUGCGACAACUCCUGCGAGUUCCAGCGUGGCGCAGCCAUCGGCUGCAGCUGACUGGCGAUUUGGGGCGGGCGGCAACGCUACCUUUCAUCUGCUAUCCUCGAUUGCCGCCGAGUCCGACGGGGCUUGUGCUGUGCUGAAUCAGCUGGGAAAGCUCCGCUGCUUCAGUGAGCUGAACUGUUCCUCGGACGUCACCUGCGGCAGGAACAUCCAGAAUACGACUGGCUGCAAGCCCUCGUGGCCUGCACUGCCCAACGAGACCCAGAUCAUGGGUGAAGCGAGGCUCUUCCUACAGUCGGCCGGCCGGUUCAUGGUCUUCCUGCGGGAUCCCCGCGAUUUGGUGAUUGCCUCCUUCCGCGCGGCAGGAGCAGCCAAGAACCAGGACUGCCCUGGCAUGGCGCUUUUCGCGAUGAGGCACAUACAGCCAGUGUCGCGCUGGGUGAACUUGCGGCAUCGCAUCGUGUCGCAGAUCCGAGAAAUAGAUGACCGUCUGGCAGCCGUCUUCUUCUUCGAGGACUUCGUCAACAACGCAACCAGCGUGGUCCGGACCAUGGCGAGGUUUAUGGGCGUCCAGGUUUCGGCUUCGAUGCUGAAAUCGCUGAGCGAUGUUGCGAACAGCACCAACAGCACCAACAAAGGUGGAGGCCGGCGGCUCUGUCUCUCUGCAUCCUUGGUCCCCGGACACGUUGGUGCUGCAAUGACACGGCUGAUGCAACGGGAGCUCUCUACCACGCUUUGGGAGA
Messenger RNA from Symbiodinium sp. CCMP2456, 784 nucleotides. Lineage: Eukaryota; Dinophyceae; Suessiales; Symbiodiniaceae. The record is from the annotation of a GenBank genome assembly.